This is a messenger RNA of Neltuma alba, 2891 nucleotides long. Its product is annotated as digalactosyldiacylglycerol synthase 2, chloroplastic. NCBI's taxonomy places the organism in Eukaryota, Viridiplantae, Streptophyta, Magnoliopsida, Fabales, Fabaceae. Gene Ontology annotation, molecular function: digalactosyldiacylglycerol synthase activity. The transcript is spliced from 5 exons. Bases 1530 to 2660 code for a protein of 376 amino acids. Gene Ontology annotation, cellular component: chloroplast outer membrane. The record is from RefSeq and is a predicted model, not a curated record. Gene Ontology annotation, biological process: galactolipid biosynthetic process.
AUUGAACUGAACUUAAGUGUAAUUUUCCCCCGAAAUUCCUUCAUCUCAUACUUGGCGGUUGGCAGCGCAGGCAGUUUUGGUUGAUCCAAAGUCGUCCAAUAGGCGAAAACCAGACGGAAGCAAGCCAUGGAAAAGCCGGGGAAUGCUGUCGGAGACAAAACGACGUCGUCUUAACUCUUCAAACUUGUCCAAUAAUCAAUUGUUGUCAGCGGAGUUUUCAGAGACCAAGGGACGAGACGACCUUAACUCCUUCAGAACUACGUAAAGAAGAAAUCAUACAUUCUCUCUCCGUGAAGUUUCGUUCGUCCCUUUGUUCCCACCCAUCACGCUCUUUCCUAUGUGCUCUAAUUUCCUCAAUCUUUUCACUUUCAACUUCCUUUCCUUUCUUGAAUUAGAUCGUCUGGAUCGAUCAAGUUCUUGCUGACCUCCCCGAGGCGUGGUCAUCUGGUAAUACUCUAGAGCUGCAUUUUAUAGCUGCUUUUCAUCUGCAAGCGAGGUCAUAAGUGUGAUGAGAUUUUAUGAUUAAAACUGAUAACCAGAUGGAUAGGAAACAACAUAUUGCUAUUUUCACAACUGCCAGCCUUCCAUGGUUGACGGGAACUGCUGUGAAUCCUCUGUUUCGUGCUGCAUAUCUUGCCAAAGAUGGGAAAAGAGAUAUAACUUUGGUGAUCCCUUGGUUAUCUUUAGAAGAUCAAGUUCUUGUCUAUCCCAACAACAUUACAUUUGGUUCACCCUUGGACCAAGAGCAUUAUGUCCGGCAGUGGCUUGAGGAGAGGAGAUAGUUGCAAUGGCAGCCCCCACCCCAACAAGCGCGCAAAGGAAAAAAAACACAUGUACAUGAACAUACGCAAAUAAAGGACUGUGGUUCAUUCUUUGAAAUCAUGAUUGAUAAAUAUUAUGUUUUACUUGAAUUGUUAACAAGGUUUUCUAUUGGAAAUUAUGGUGGGUUUAGGGUUAUUACUGUAUAUUGAUUCAUUGGAGUGUUACUGUUAUAAGUUAUACGAUUUCUCAUCAAAAGUUUUUGGUUAAUAUCCACUAAUUUGGUCUUAUAGUCUGAAUCUUGAACCAUCCAUCAGUUUGUGAAGUUUUGUUAUUGUUUCUUUGUAUUUACUCCCUCCGGUCCGAUAUAUAAGCUUCAAAUUUGGGAAUGAGUGUGGUCCAUUUUAGAAGCUUCAAUUUAGGGUUUGUCUUAACAUUUAAUGCAUUUUUCCAAUUUUGUCCUUAAUUAUUGAUCUCUCUCCUUUGACACACAAUCUCUUAUCACAUUUCCCCACACAAUCUCUUUCAUCAUUUCUCUCAUUUAUCAUAAGGGCAUAUUUGGAAACAAAAGUAUAUUUCCAUCCUAUUUAUUGCUUUUAACUAAUUUUAACUAAUUGUUUGUUAUCCAUGAAUUAGUUUUUUGAAGCUUAUAAUAAGGACCGGAAGGAGUAUUAUUUACUUGCAAUCAUGUUUGAACUGAAACUGUGUUUUUCUACGAUCCUAGCAUCAAUUUCUCAUGUAUGUUGAAUUAAAUUAUGAUAUAACUAGACAUGCAGUUUUCUAGAGAUAAAAGGAGCAUUCUUGGUGUUGGAGAUAUUUCAGAAAUCAUCCCCGAAAAAGAAGCAGAUAUUGCUGUUUUGGAGGAGCCAGAGCACCUAACAUGGUAUCACCAUGGUAAAAGUUGGAAAGCUAAAUUUCAGCUAGUUGUAGGAAUUAUUCACACUAACUAUCUGGAAUAUGUGAAGAGAGAGAAGAAUGGAAGGAUGAUCUCCUUUUUGGUGAAAUAUAUGAACGAUUGGGUUGUUGGUAUAUAUUGUCACAAGGUAAUUAGACUAUCUGCUGCUACCCAGGACUACUCUGGUUCCAUUGUCUGUAAUGUUCAUGGAGUAAAUCCCAAAUUCCUUGCAAUCGGAAAGAAAAAGAUAGAGCAACAACAGAAAGGAGAUCAAGCCUUUACCAAAGGUGCCUACUACAUCGGGAAGAUGGUAUGGAGCAAAGGAUACAAGGAGCUGCUUAAACUUCUUCGCAACCACCAGAAGGAAUUAGCUGGGCUUGAAGUUGAUUUAUUUGGCAGUGGAGAGGACUCAGAUGCAGUUCGACAAGCUGCAGAGAAGUUGGAACUAGCAGUUAGAGUUCACCCAGCGUGUGAUCAUGCUGAUCCUCAAUUUCACGACUACAAGUUGUUUCUUAAUCCUAGCUCAACAGAUGUGGUUUGCACAACAACUGCUGAAGCUUUGGCUAUGGGCAAGGUUGUUGUAUGUGCCAAUCAUCCCUCAAAUGAGUUCUUCAAGCAGUUCCCAAAUUGUUGGACAUAUGACAAUGAUAAAGGAUUUGUUAGAGCCACACUAAAAGCACUGAAUGAAGAGCCUGUUCAGCUUACCGAUGCUCAUAGACAUGAGCUUUCAUGGGAGGCUGCCACCGAACGUUUUCUCAAGGCUGCUGAACUGGACAAGCCACUUGUGAAACAAUUGUCGAGAAGUACAUCGAAUAACUACCUGUCUACAUCAUUAAAUGUGCAGCAGAGAGUGGAGGAUGUAUCUACAUAUAUACAUCAUAUUGCUUCUGGGUUUGAAGCAUCUAGAAGACUAUUUGGUGCAAUUCCAGGUAGCCUGCAACCAGAUGAACAGCUAUGCAAGGACCUUGGGUUAGCUACUUCUGGGAAUCAAGGGUCAAGAAAAUGAUUUCAGACGCUGUGAUUUUAUUUUUUUCUGGGGUGAGAUUUCUUGCUUAUUCUGGUCUCAAGGUCUUACCAAUAAAGGUUAGGUCUAACGAAAAGAGCUAGUCUCUCAUAACAUAAUAAAUUAAGGUUCUAAUCCCUAUUGGAAGAUGUGCCUAUGUUUAAUGCCUGACAGUAUCUCGAUUAUGAUUGCCUCUAAUAGAAAGAUACAUAUACUUUAGGUGGGAAAAAAAAA